GAUGAUAGUGAUCUUUUCACUUGGUCUGUGUCCUGGAGGUAUAUAAAAUUACAUUCGUGAUAGUGCGCAGGAGAAAAGUCAAUAUUUAUUUGUAAUUAGAAACACUCGAGUGAGUUUAAUUGCAAGAGAAAGAGCAUUAAAAUAAACCCAUAAAAUUAGUGUCAGAAAAUGAACGACACAAUUUGCCUAUUUAACACCUGUUCGAUCCGAGUUGCGCGAACGCAUAGCCGUUUUCGCUAAAAAGUAUGCCCAUUUUUCAUCAGAGCGUGAAGAGACAAUGUAAUAUCCGACGCAUUUUCUUCUAUUAUAAUUUUCCACGUCGAAAGUCCAUUAUAAUUAUGAUCGUAUCUGCCAAUUUACAGGUUUAAUUGGUGAACGCGCUCUUUACAAUAAAACAAAUAAAAAUUAACUUUACGGAAAUGAUCAUUUCAUUGUUAACUUUACACGUCAUUAAUUAUCGAUCACGUUGUCGAGUCUCGGUAGAUUUUCAGUUGUCGGGCCAAGCCGCGAGGGAUGUCGGGACCCUUCAGAAUAUUCUCCAAAACAUAUGCAGGUAUUUCCGCCAAGUACUUAAUAAACAUAAUCAUCGACAGCGAAGAAAAACGAAGUCCGAACCACCUGCAACACUGCGACUACCAUUUCACGGGCACGUCGAAGAAGGCUGUGAGCCGCCGGCGCGUUAACAACUUGUCGAGUCGAGAGUAUCGCAGUGCGCUUUGACCGCCGCCUGAGGAACGUAAUAAUUAUUCCGAUUUAAAAGUGUGUCUCGGGGUUAUCUAAUCGAAUUUUUCGGCGAUUUUGGCCCCAGACCAAUUGCAAGAUCUGAUGCAGACGAUGUAAAUUCACUGCAAUCUCCUAAUUCCAAGGGGCGGGAUGAGCCUGGCUUGCAAGAAACUCUGGACAGCACUGCAGAUCUUAUGGAGCGUACUCUACGUGGUUUGCGGAGCGUGUCAAUUGAUGGUGGCCAUAUUUUUUCUCAUAUCCGUUAGCGAACUGAGACUCUACACCGUCCUAUUUGCCGGAUCAUGGAAUAUUACAAUCGGCAUCGUUGGAGGGGUGGUCGCAUGCAUAGGACUGCUUUCCCCGAAACGGCAAGAGGUCUUACUUUAUCUGGCAGUAUCCAUUUUGGCCGUCAACGUGGUAGCCCUUCUGUUCACCGAGUGGAAGAUCUACUUCGCUGAGGUACCCAAGUUACUCGAUAAUUAUCCAAAUCACGUCCUGAUAGAUUAUGCAUGCUUUCUGCUUAGGAUCGCCGAGGGUACCGUCGUAGUGGUCUCCUUUUUCGACAGUCAAUUCGCCUUUUGCUCCGCCCAGAUCCUACCAGUGGCGGGAAGCAAAAAGGGCCGCGGAUCACACGACCAAGUGUCCGAUAUCGAGUACAUUAUUCCGAGGUCGAAGCCGCAGUCGCAGCAGCACCAAUUCUACGACGCAUACGCUCAAAGUUGGGUGUUUGAUUCCGAGAACGCGGGCUGUUCCAACGGGGGAAACUCCACCGACAAUUCUUACCUGAUCGUUCAGAAUGGGACGACGCCCGCGCCCAAGAAUCCACUGGGAAGGCCCAACGGUUUGCAGAACGGCACAGCGUUGAAAGAAGCCACUUGUCACCUGAUAGACAAUCCUGCGGUUCACGUAGAGGAGGCAUCAGAUGAUAGCACAAGCAAUAGCGAUCGAAAACUAUGCUACAUGAAGAGUUUCUCCCGUUCGACCUCUCCUGUGAUUCUAUCGGCCAGUUCGUCGCAGAUCAGCCUCAAUCUUAGCGCCAGAGAUCACAAUCCACCCAUUUACGAGUACUUGGAAAAGCUGACCGAGCCACAAAUUUACAGGUCUAGGCUAAAUACAGCUGUGAGUAGUAAGGAGGGUGUCGAAUCGCCCCAGUACCACGCCCCUCAACCCGUAGCAAUGAGAAGGGUGGAGACGGUCAGUCCUCAGGUGGUGGAGCCUGUCCAGUACGCUUCGCUGAUGAAGGAACUGCAGAAGGCGAUCAUCAGUAAGAAAGAACCAUCUGCGGUGACGUCACCUCUAAGCAAUAGCGAAAGCCAAAGUCAUUCCAAGAGCAGCGACACUGAAUUCUCGAGAGAAUUAGAGGCUGCCCUUCAACUCAUUCAGGACCUGGAGAGUCCAAACACUGCUGAAACGCCGUCGGACUUGAAAGAUGUGCGGCCGUUGUGCAUGUGGCGAAAAAGCAGCGGAGCGAGCGAGAGCGAAAAGACGCUGAGCGCUGUGGGUUCGAUGGGGGAAAUCACGUCUCCCAUGACCGAAAUUCCCCUCCAACGAGGAGAAUACUCACCCUCGAAUCCUGGUAAGGGCUCGCGCGUUACAGUACAAUAUCCCAAUUCCCAGAGCACCUCGGGAUAUAGUUCGCCCACUCACGGACCCACCCCAAACUGGUCGACCACCUCCUCUAUAAACGGUAGCAGUAUCGACAUCGUUAAGCCGAUCGGCUAUCACAUUCACAACGCCAAGUCCACGACGGUUAUAUCAUUAUUCUCGCAAGCAAGCGGCGACAACGGCAAAAGUAAAUCUGUCACUCUAGUCAACAUUUCCGGCCAUCCAGAUCCGUUUAGGGAAUCUGACAUCCUAGCUUCGACGUUUCUAGUUAAAGAUGGUCAACCUAAGGAACAUUUUCCCCUAUCGUCGUCUAAAAAUGAGAAUACAACUGAAAUAUGUCGGAAACGUUCGAACGAGAUCACCACCUGGCAACCAAAACCGGACGCUCACCAGGGUAUUUGGAGCGUAAAGUCGCUGUUGCGAAAAAAAAAACACAACUCCCUUCCAAAAUUGCGGCCCGAGUUGGAAGCGGCCAUUAUUAAAUCCGAGAGUUUAGCGUACCUGAGCGAAGUGGAGUUGUUGGCGAGACAUAAACGCAAUGAAGAAAUCCAAAGGCAAAUUGAACAGAGGGUUAUCGAACAAUUGGCCAUGCCGAGGUCCGAGUCGCACUGCUGAGUUGGAGUAAUUUUCUAUUCCUCACGGGAUUCUAUUUAUUGUAAUUUAUUUAUUAAAUCGUCCAGUUUUUCCAAAAACUUUACACAUAAAUGUCAAAACAAAUUUACUCUGCUUAGAUCAACCUAUUUUUUGUAUAUUUUAUAUCUAGCUAUUGUGUAAAUAGUACAUUUAUUGUUACUAGAGCCAUAUAGUUUAUAUUGCAAUUCUAUUGUAUAUAUUGAUCUAGAAAACCAGCAAUUUAUAAGAAAAUGAAAUAAACAUCUUCC
Messenger RNA from Cylas formicarius (sweet potato weevil), 3209 nucleotides. RefSeq lists its product as uncharacterized. Lineage: Eukaryota; Metazoa; Arthropoda; Insecta; Coleoptera; Brentidae. The coding region runs from base 874 to 2943 and encodes 689 amino acids. The transcript has 11 exons. The record is from RefSeq and is a predicted model, not a curated record.